CAACACGACAACAGUCGCUCGCUGCCGAUCAGCCGGCCCGGUGGUGUAGUGUCCCUCUUGCUUUGAUUAUUUUUGUCAUGUGUGCACUUUGAAAUGUGACAUUUUCUCCCCAUUGUUGAUGUGGUCAUUCAAUCGAAAUUCGCCCGCUUCUCAUCACCUUACCGCCUUAGUUUCUCACCCACCCCAGUCAAAGCGAUCCGCAGUAUUUCCGUCCAACCAGCACAUCUACGAUUGUCCAUACCCGCUGGAAGCCAUCAACAUGCAGUCGGAUUAUCUCAUGAAUAAAGAUCGCCAUUUCGAUCAUCCGCCACUGAACGGCAAUCACGAGUACGAAACUGUCUACUUGCCCGGCCUACCUCCCCCUCCGCCACCUCCGCCGGCUGAUAAAUCGUGGCAAUGGCAAAGUAGUCCUAUUUACGGCGCCAAUGGCUCAUUGCAAUAUUAUCCAGGAUUCGGCUCCUAUGUGCAUCCGGUCGUCGACUCGUGGAUGGGCUAUCGCCCGCUUCCGCCGCCUUCCACUCCGCCACCGUACAAGUCUUACAGUAUGGAACGGCUCAAUCACCCAUCUGUUGUUUACUCUUUCCGAUCGCCCGCCCCCUCUCCCGUUCAUACCCCAACUAGCUCCCCCGUCCUGAGCCGGGCGCGAGGAUCGUCUCCAGCGUCCGCCAUGGGCCGUCCGGCACAUCAUAAUCAGCGUCGGGUAACUCCGCCUGUUCCACCGCCAAAAAAUGGCGCGGCAUCGAAACCACCGCGGCCACUUCGAAACCGACCGACGUUGGUCAAAGCGAAAACGAUCGACUUCGCCGACGGAUCUAGCGAUGGCGAUCCGUUCCAGCCUCAGAAGCCGUUGGAGGCUGGCAACAAGAUCCCCAGUUUGGAUUCGCUUUACGAGCAAUUGAAGGCCUUCGCGGCCGCAACACCCCCUCCGCCAGCCUUUGUCGCCCCUUCGCCACCGUGCGCUAGAUCUUCUUCGCGAACGGUUGACAAUCAAUUGGCGGCCGAUUUGGCCGCCGCCGCUUUGGAGAUGGUUGCCAACAGUCCGCUAGUUCGUUCACGUUCGGCCACCUUUAGCGGCGCUCCCAGUCCAUUCGCGUUCAACUCCUCACGACCCAAGCCGGAGACGGAUGAACGUGUCCAACGACUGGAAGGAGACAAGGAUUCCUUACAGAUGCAAGUCUCGAUCCUGAUGGACCAGAUCGAAGCACAAACAGAGAAGAUUGCUGAUUUGGAAAGAACGCUGUCCGACAGAGCGUUCCAGUUACAGAAAUCUGAAGAUAAUUUCCAAAAGGAAAUACUGUCGCGCUCCGCGGCCGAAACGCGCCAACUCGAGUUGCUCAGCGACAUUUCUGGCUUGAAAUUGAGAUUCGCCGCCAUGGAAAAAGAUAACAUGGAACUGAGAGGGCAGCUUAAGCGAAGCGAACAGGACAUGAUCACAUUGGUUAGCCAGUGUUACGCGCUGUGCGGAGCCACGCUGGGCCCUGGUUUCAACAAAAAGGAUAUGUUAGAAAAUUUGCAAUCGAUGAAUUUGAGAAGCAAUGCUACCUCGCCUGCCUCCGUGGUUGGCACACCACCUCGCCAUCCGGGCAGUGCAACAGCCGAAUUUCCUCGUCGGGCUUUGCUCUCCGCCAAUUCAGCGUCGUCACUGCAGUCGAAUCAGUCGCCUCAUGUGACGGAUUCGCCGCGACCUGCCUAUCAGCAAUCGCCCAAAACUCCUCCUGCCAGCGUCUUCCGCAAACUGGAUCAGGAUGCCUACAAUUCCCUACCUCGCCAGACCAGUGUCAACAGCCAUCAUAACAAUAACAACAACAGUCUGUCGACGAUGGGCACCAGCCCGCCAGUAACAGCCAACAAGCGUGCCGUGGUGUUUGGUAAACAUUUUCAACUCCCUUCGCUCCGCGUCAGCAGCAAACGCAGCAGUUCGGCCCCCAAUCUAGCUGAAACGGAGCAAAAACGUCUUCAGGAUGAAGCCGCCAGCACGUUAGAACGUGAGGAUGUGAUGACUGAGUCAUCGUUCAAUAGCCCGACGUCACCCCAUUCACCAUCGCUCAACAGCUUCUCGAAGCAACCGCGUGGAAGUCUAAAGAAGAUUUUCGAUAAAUUAAAACGAGCCAAUUCUGGUGCACUGGAGGGCGAUCCAUCGACACCGCUUUCAGCCGAAGAUUUCCGACGUGGUGGCACUCUUCGCUCUACUGCUGGGCCCCGUUUAGGCUGGAAAAAUGGGUCUCCAGGCCCAGCGGAAACGAUCAAACCUAUCCAGGAAUCUGACCUUCCCUUCGCACAAUGGUCCAGCGACGAUAUCGCAUCGUGGCUUCAUGAUAUGGGAUUGCACUUGUACGUCAGCGAAGUUCAACGCUGGAAUUGUAGGGGUCAGCAGUUACUAGAAGCUCCGGUGGCUGAGAUAGAAAAGGAACUAUCCGUAAAGCAUCCGCUGCACAAAAAGAAAUUAAUCCUAGCUCUAGAGGCCAGAGGCCGAGCUCAGGAUCCUAUGUCGCCUGUACCAAUCCUACCAGAUUUGCUAAAGAACGCUGGGAAAUUGGAUCAUCAAUGGGCUGUUCGUUGGUUGGAUGAUAUCGGCUUGCCCCAGUACAAAGACGCUUUCCUAGAGUCUAGACUGGAUGGUCGUAUGCUUCAUUUACUAACAGUCGACGACCUGUGUACCCAUCUGAAGGUGACAAACCUACUUCACCUCAUCUGCAUUCGGCGGGGGAUUCAAGUGUUGCGAAUGAACGAUUACAAUCCGAGUUGUUUGCAACGUCGCUCGGUUCCGGAAGAACCGGCCCAUCCUACUCCUGGCCAAGUAGCUGUUUGGACUAAUCACCGUGUCAUGGAAUGGCUAAGAGCUGUUGAUCUGUCUGAGUACGCCCCAAACAUGCGAGGAUCUGGUGUUCACGGUGGUCUGCUGGUGCACGAGGCUCGCUUUAAUGCCGAGCUGCUAGCCACUCUGCUAUCAAUUCCUCAGGGUAAGACGCUAUUGCGUCGUCAUUUGGCCACCCACUUUAAUCAGUUGGUGGGUCGGGAAGUAGUGCAAGCCAAACGCGAAAUGGAGACUUCAUCGGCCUAUCCACUCCUGACUCCUGUCGCCAAAGUCAAAAUAAUUAAGAAGUCACAAUUUACGUUGAAACGCAGAAAGGGCAAACCAGAUGAAUUCGAUUGCGACGAUUGGGUCUGUCCACCUUUUGAUUCCUCCGAUUUGGAAAAUGACAAAACAUCUUCCCCAAAGCCGAUUAUGACCAAAUCUACCGAUUUAUGAAGACCAGUCGGAUGGCAUGUCCUACAUCCAUGACGGACUUCAGCAGCUAUGUUUCUCGAUUAAGAUUUUCCAAUUCCUCGUUUGAUGGACUUACAUCUGUCUCCAGGGCGAGAUGUACACGGUCGUCUUUGUUCCCAAGAAAAAAUAACACGAAAAAAUUAAAUCAAACGUUUGUCAUUUC
Daphnia carinata is the source of this 3431-nucleotide messenger RNA. It is a transcript of the gene Liprin-beta, whose product is annotated as liprin-beta-1-like. The transcript has 14 exons. Lineage: Eukaryota; Metazoa; Arthropoda; Branchiopoda; Diplostraca; Daphniidae. Gene Ontology annotation, cellular component: presynaptic active zone. Gene Ontology annotation, biological process: neuromuscular junction development. The coding region runs from base 119 to 3250 and encodes 1043 amino acids. The record is from RefSeq and is a predicted model, not a curated record. Gene Ontology annotation, molecular function: protein binding.